AAAAAAAUUAGUUUUAAAUUAGCCUAAAAGACCACCAGCAAACAGUCAUUUCUUAUAUCGCUUCAUUUAUCAAGUUUUUAUUUGAAGUUUUACAAAAAUAGUAGAUGUUAUCAGGCUUAAAAAACUCUAUUCUCAACAUUGUUAUUAAAGAUUUAUAACUGCGGGGGAUGAUGCGUUCUGUGACUUUAUGAAACUAGCCUUUACAGAGUGGAUAUCACUUAUAAUACAUCAAUUUCAAAUUUUGUGUAAUGAAAUUGUAUUAUUUAAAUAAUAUUGAAUCAUUUUUGUAAAAAAUAUAUGGACUUAUACAACUUGAGGUCUGUAACCUUACGUAGUGCAUUUAAUACACAAAAUCAACGUCGGAUUACUUAAAAUAUUAUUACGUGACAUAGAAUAUAAGGAUUGUCAAAAAACAAAUUUUAAUUAUACAGGUUUAAUACAAUAGGUGUUAUUAUUUUCGUAACUAUCAAUAGAACUUUGAGUAUUACUAUAAAAUAUGUAGAAAAACAUGUGUCAGAAAACUACUUUCAACAUUUUUGAUAAACAUCUCAUUUAGCCAUAUAAUUAGAUAGGCUUUAAACUAUGUAAAGUGUGAACAUAGUAACUUUAAUCAUGGACCACUAUUCUUUCAAAGUAAUUAUAUCCUUAAGCUUUACUGUUUUUACAAAAUUGGCUUGCUGCAAUAUUACAACUGACAAUGUUACAAUUAUUCCCAUUUGCAAAUCAUCAACGUUUGCAUUGAAUAAUCACACGAGUAAGAUCAUAAGUAAUGAAUAUUUUUCUCCGCAAUCAUUGCUAAGUAUAAUUACACAAGAUAUAAAUGUUGGAACAAAAUCAUUAAGGAGUAUACGAAAUAUAGUGACCACAUCUAAGCCAAAAAAACAAAAAAUCCUUACCAGAAUAGUUCCACGUAGCACUCCUAAACCAGGAAAGGAAUUUAAUAAAUCCGUAAUAACUCAAAAUACUACGACUUCUGGACCUAAAACAGACAAAAGAUUAAGCGUAGUAAAAAAUGUAAUAUCUAAUCAAUCCGAAGAAAUUAUAUUUAUAGAAAGUUUUCAAAGCAAAUACCCUAUUUAUUUAUGGAAAGAACAUGGUUUUUAUACUGAUGACUACAUAAAGUUAAUAAAUAAAUACUGGUUUAAGUUUCCUCCGACGAGCCCUUUUGCGCAUUACACUAUGGCAAUUUUGUAUACAAUUAUUACGGCAGUAGGGUGUUUUGGAAAUGCCCUUGUCAUAAUUAUGUAUAUCAGAUGUAAAUCAUUGCAAACGCCAGCGAAUGUCCUAAUUAUUAAUUUGGCUGUUAGUGAUUUCUUUAUGGUUGCUAAAUCACCUGUUGUAAUAUAUAACAGUAUAUAUCAAGGACCUGCAUUAGGGAAACUUGGCUGCAAAUUAUAUGGAUUCUUUGGUGGUUUAACUGGAAUCGGCUCAAUAAUGACUUUAGCUGCCAUUUCUUUGGAUCGUUAUUAUGUUAUAGUUCAUCCAUUGAACUCGGCAGUUAAAACUACCAAAUCAAGAGCCAGAAUACUUAUAGCAUUAAUAUGGUUAUAUGGAUUUAUAUUUUCCAUUUUACCUACUCUAGACAUUGGUUUCAGCCACUAUACGCCGGAAGGGUUCUUAAGUAGUUGCAGCUUUGAUUACUUGACUGAUGACAUUCAUGAAAAAAGAUUUAUUUUAAUAUUUUUUACAGCAGCAUGGGUAGUACCGUUUACUUUAAUAUUUUUUUGUUAUGUCCAAAUACUUUCUGCAGUUUGGAGUAAAAGUGAAUUGACUGCAAGUCGUUUUGGACAAGAAGUAGAAAAGAGAAAAACGGAAAUAAGGUUAGGUUAUGUUGUAGUGGGUGUAAUAAUGCUAUGGUUUUUAUCAUGGACUCCAUAUGCAUUCAUGGCACUGUUAGGCGUUUUCGAUCAUAAAGAGUACAUAACGCCAUUCACUUCGAUGAUCCCAGCAUUGUUUUGCAAAACAGCAGCUGGUAUAGAUCCUUGGGUGUAUGCUAUUACGCACCCAAGGUUUAAAAAAGAACUAUUGAAAAUAUUUUCAAGAAAAAAAAAUCGAAAGUUAGAAAGGGAUUAUGGUAUGAAAAAAGGUGCUGAAAUCGGAAUUGAUCGACACACUAGAAGUUAUAGGACUCAAUCCAGUACUGAAGAUGAAGACAUAGAAGAAGUUGUUGUAAUGGUAAAUCCUGAUCACAAGAUGCAUCGACAAGGAUCUACAUCAAGUCAUAAAACAAAUGAAACAAAAGCACUAGAAACUAAAUUUCCACCUACUAGACAAGAAAGUUUAAAAUAUAUGCCGCCAAGUUGGUAUAAGUUACCGAGAAGCAAAUCUAAAAGUAGUAUUAAAAUUAAUAGAAAUUCUAUAGAAAAAUAAUCGUUUUUGUUUUAAUCAGAUAAUCUGAGAAUACGUUUUAGUAAACACUGUGAUUAUUACUUAAGUAAACUAAGCAUGAUCUCACAUAUAGAUUAAGGAAAACAAAUAAAAUUUAACUUUAAUAGUAUUUAUGUGAUGCUCUUAGUUUUUCACAUUUCUUUAGUUUUAAGCACAACAAAUUGACUUUCUUUUGAAAGUAAAAUUAAUCACUCGUACAUUCAUCAUUUUUAAAGGUUUUUGUCAUUUAAAAAUAAUUCUAAAAGCACAUAAUUUGUAUAAGUACAUAAUUUUAGUAUGUAUGAUU
Daktulosphaira vitifoliae (grape phylloxera) is the source of this 2674-nucleotide messenger RNA. Its product is annotated as opsin, ultraviolet-sensitive-like. The transcript has 7 exons. The record is from RefSeq and is a predicted model, not a curated record. The coding region runs from base 613 to 2370 and encodes 585 amino acids. Gene Ontology annotation, cellular component: membrane. Lineage: Eukaryota; Metazoa; Arthropoda; Insecta; Hemiptera; Phylloxeridae. Gene Ontology annotation, molecular function: G protein-coupled receptor activity. Gene Ontology annotation, biological process: G protein-coupled receptor signaling pathway.